Pediculus humanus corporis (human body louse) is the source of this 510-nucleotide messenger RNA. Its product is annotated as superoxide dismutase, putative. The coding region runs from base 1 to 510 and encodes 169 amino acids. Gene Ontology annotation, biological process: removal of superoxide radicals. The record is from RefSeq and is a predicted model, not a curated record. Gene Ontology annotation, molecular function: copper ion binding; superoxide dismutase activity. NCBI's taxonomy places the organism in Eukaryota, Metazoa, Arthropoda, Insecta, Psocodea, Pediculidae. The transcript has 3 exons.
AUGAAAUUUUCCAUAGAUUUCUAUGUGAAAAAGAGAAAAAGGAAAACGAUUUGCAAAAACGCACUAACCGGAGACGUAAUCUUUAGACAAACAAAUCCAGAAGAUCCAGUUGAAAUAACUGGAGUGAUAUCUGGAUUAUCUCCAGGAUUUCACGGUUUUCACGUACAUCAAAAUCCAGAUCUAUCGGAUAAUUGCAAAGGUGCCGGACCUCAUUUCAAUCCGGAACAGCUCACACACGGUGCCCCCCACGAAACCAUACGUCACGCCGGAGAUUUGGGUAACAUACCGGUUGAUCCGAGCGGAUUUUCAACGUUUCAACUGACCGACAGGAAAAUAACUUUGUGUUCCGACAGCAAUUUACAAAUAUUGGGUAAAUCCAUCGUCGUACACGAAAAAGAAGACGAUUUGGGUAAAGGAGGAAACGAAGAAAGUAAAAAAACCGGAAAUGCCGGUGCAAGAGUCGCUUGUUGCGUUAUCGAAGCUGCCAGCCAAUACCUCGCAGCUCCUUAA